Lepisosteus oculatus (spotted gar) is the source of this 7189-nucleotide messenger RNA. RefSeq names its product PHD finger protein 21B (gene phf21b). The record is from RefSeq and is a predicted model, not a curated record. Lineage: Eukaryota; Metazoa; Chordata; Actinopteri; Semionotiformes; Lepisosteidae.
CUUCUUUCACUGCUCCAUCCGGGAACUUUCGAAUUAGCAUUGACAGCCGAAGCGCAACUUUUCCCGAGGCAAAGUGAAAUCAAGCCGCGGACUCGGACAAAAUAUAGUCCGCCAAUUACAACUUAAAAUUACAGAAAGAGGACAAUAAUGAUCUCCCGAAUUGGGCACAACACCGCGAGGAUAUUUUAGAAGUGGAUCUGUCCAAGUGCUGAAGUGUUUGCGCCGUCUUUGGAAGACUUUACACAGUGGCGUAAAGUGAGUGAUGAGUCCUAUUCCCAGUAAAGAGGCAAGAACUUGCUUUGCAGACUGAGUAGUUCUUCUUUCGAUUGUUAUUGUCGCUUUUUAAAAUUUCCUUAUUUUUGGAAACUUCGUCGCGAUUGCUUCGAAAGUGCAAGAAAAGUGCUUUGAAAGUCGCAACAUGGAACUACAGGGCCUGCAAGAGGCGUUGAAAGUGGAAAUCCAGUGUCAUCAGAAACUAGUUGCACAGAUGAAGCAGGACCCACAGAACGGAGAGCUUAAGAAACAACUCCACGAAAGGCAAACAAGAAUAACAGCUCUUAGCGAGAAACAAAAGCUUGCAGUAAGAAGUUGUCCUGUUGGGAACACCAAACCCAUCUCUCUCAUCAAGCCACCCAACCAGAGCAUAGCAAUUUCAGUGGUGCCGGCAAAGAAUCCUGUUUCCAUGGUUACCGCACACAUUAACGGACAAAAGGCAGCAAGUACUGAGCCACUGCAGACAGCCCCAAUCAACCUACAAACAGCAAACAAAGUGGUGGGAAACAGCCUAAACUCCGUGGGAAGGAGAGUCGCAGAGAUACCAAACUCACAGAUGUUGGGAACUAUCACAGCCGUGCCCAUCAAGGUGCCUCAGGUCAGCUCGCUGCACCGGCUGGCUGGACAGGCUCCCACAGUGCUACCUCAGGUUAGGCCAAAGACCCUGAUCCCGGACAGCCUUCCCCACAGCCCCUGCCAAGAGCAGAUGUCCAGCCAGCCGCAGAGCCUCCAGAAAGCUACAGUGGUCAGCAUCAAGAACCCUGGGCCCGCCCUCCCGACAGCGAACAACACCGUCAGUCAUGUCCAGCUGCCAAAUGGCCAGUCGGCCACCCCGGGCCUCCAGGAGCCCCCGACCGUCUCCACAGCCAUCAGCACGGCGGGUGUCGCUUACGCCAUUAUCUCCACUUCGCCCAGCAACAGCUCUGGCAGCGCGGUGUCUGUGGUCAACGAGGCCAUCAAAGUGCAGCCGCUGCUCAUCAGUGCAGAUAGCAAGGUGAUAAUAAUUCAGCCCCAGGUUCAGUCGGGCCCUCAAAAACAGCCAGAACCAAAGGCUGAGGCUCCAUCCCAAGAACCUGUAUUGACAUCGCCUGCUCCUGUUAAAAAGAAGAGAGAAGAGGAUCCUGAGAAAAUUGCCUUCAUGGUGGCCCUUGGCUUGGUAACAACAGAGCACUUGGAAGAAAUCCAGAGCAAACGUCAAGAAAGGAAGAGACGAAGCACAGCCAAUCCAGCAUACAGUGGACUGUUUGAGCCAGAGCGCAAACGACUUGCAUCAAAUUACCUAAAUCAUCCACUUUUCCUGACAGCAAGAGCCAAUGAGGACCUGUGUUGGAAGGAUGACAUCGUACACGAUGAGCACUGUGCUGUAUGCAAGGAAAGAGGAGAGUUACAGCGGUGUCACAGCUGUCCCCGGGCCUAUCACCCUGACUGCCUCGACACCCCACUAAAGACCCCCCCCAAGGGAGUGUGGGUGUGCCCAAAGUGCCACAAGAAGGUACUAAACAAAGACAGCAUGUCCUGGCCUCAGAACUUGGCUGUUGUCCAGUCUUACAUAACACACAAAACAGUGAAAGAGGAAGAGAAGAGGAAGCUGCUGAAGAGGAGUAGUGAGCUGAAGAGUGAGCGUGCACAGCUGGAGGAAAGGGAGCAGCAGCUGAGUGAUUCUCUGGCGAAAUGUGUAGAUUUGAAAAACAGCCUUUUGGGAAAGCAGAAGGAAACUCAGUCUGCCUUGGAUCGACUGAAGGCUUUGAUCAGACUCAUCCAGAGGGACCAGAUGAUUCAGGUGACCAUGACUGCCACCACAACCACAGGGGCCGCCCUUCUCACCCUCCCCUGGAUCAAACCUCCCAGCAGCGCAAGCUCGCCCUCUGCUGGUACUUCCGCGCAUGUGCAGAAAGGUCUGUCUCAGUCCCAGGGCAACAACUGAUCACCACCACCCCACACUGAGCCAACCUGCGACCUGCCAAAUGCGCAGAACACCUUCCACAUCUUCUUCAGAACAAUAAACUUUUUUAUAAGUCGGAAUACCAUAGAAACUUACGAAACAAAUUUAAAACAAAAAAAUAUAUAACCAAUGCAGUUUUUGGAGAUCUGCUGUGGCAAAAUGAUAUCCCACAAGCAGUUUGUGAUGAGUAUUUUGUAAACCCAACACCUUCAGUGCUUACGAGAUUUUUUUUAUUAUAAUUGUUAUUAUUUAUUAAUAUUCUUGGCCUUAAUGUAUUUAUGAAUUAAAAACAAAAAAUGGCUGAUAUGGAAAUACAAUCUAGUAUUGCAUAUGGCCAAAAAAUAAUGAAAAACCUAAUAAUGUUUUUUAAAGCAAAAUUAGAGGAGAAUAAUGUUCAGCAUAUAGUAAGCAACAACACUAGCGAUUAGUAGCAGUAGUUACAAAAGGUAUUAAAAUAUAAAACUGAAAGAACAUUUUCAACUGUACAUUGAUAUAUCUGAGUAGAAUUGUUAUUAUUCUCUUAUGAACAAUGUUCGCCAUAUUUAUUCAGGUGAAAGUGGGAUGAGGAAACGCUUUCAGUGUGUAUGUAUGAAUCUAUUGAGCCUUCAAACAAAACAGAAUAAUUUUUCAGUAUUAUUGUUGAGAACUUUAAAGUAUUUAAAAUGACACUACAGAAUUUACCAUUUCUAGUUCAACAUGAAGUAUUUUCAUGCUGAUGCCUGGGAAGUGAAGUAUUUAAAGGGGGAUGGCUGUACAGAUGUUGUAUUACUGUUCUUGCUGGUUCUUGCUGUUACUUUUUUUAAAUUAAUUAUUAUUAUUGAAUCAUAUAAAUGUGAUGUUCUUGUUUCCAGUUGCACCCAAAAGUAGAUUUUUUUUUACAAGGGCCAUUUAUUUUUAAUAUGGGUCUUUCAUUUUUUGCUAUUUUCUUGUUUUCUUUGCCAGUAUAGAAAAUAUGCCAAAAAAACUUACAUUUUUGUACUGGAUUUGCUGUCUUGACUUCCUUCUUCUUUUUCUCAUUUUUGCUUUUUUAAGGAAAUGUAAUAUAUGACUUCAACAUUUUAGUGCUGAACAACCACUUGUUAAGAACUAUAUAUAUAUACUGUAUAUCGGCUAGACAGUACAAACAACCACUGCCUCAAGUAGAAUUUUUGAGGGUUCUUUGUUACUAUAUCAGUUUUUUACACAGACAAAUAGAGACCUGAUUACUUUCUUCUUGAUGGGACAGUUUUGAGAGUGAACACUAUUUAAAUAGUUAGUCUUCCUGCUAAACAAAGGGACUGACUGGCCUCUCGAUAGGUCUCAAGUCUGUUUUCCUUUCUAUUUUGCAGGCAUGUAUUGCUAAAAAGCCUGUCAGUGUUACACCGGGCCUGUCUUGGCAGGGAGUGUUAAGACAUCUAAAGUCGUAAUGAUUUCUGUUCUUUCUGGAAUUGUUUAACAAUAUUGUUGGUUGAUUUCUUGUUAAUUUAUUAUGAAGACAUGAAGGUAAUGCAGUAUCCCUUUUGGUGCAAAAUAAUGAAAAAAGUAAGAUCCUGCCGUCUUGCGCAGGAUCAUUUUUCCCCUCCUGUGUGAUUUUAGUUGUCUUUGAGAAGUCUGUAUAGGAACACAGAUAUCACAAGAGAAAGAAAUGCAGUGAUCUUCUCCAUCAUGCUUCUGUUGCAAAAGCUUUGUCUGUCUGUCCCGUAGAAGUUGGAAUGGACAUUAUAGAUUCAAAUAGACAUUUGUAUAUACAUCAUUUUUUAAGAAGAAUAUUCGGAUCUAUAAACAUCCACCCAUUCCUUCAAAUAUACAGAUAAAUGGAUAAAGAAUUUAUAUUGAAAUUAAAGCUAUUGUGAGAAAUCGAUGCAGCUUUUCCUUAGAAAAGAUAAGUGUAAUGAGUCAAGUACUGUGGAGAAAACUGGAAUAUGCGCCAAGAAUGAAGAGUUAACUCUUGAGUUAUUUCAGACCAUUAUUUUGUGUUUGUACUGUUGUGGAAGCUGGCAGGUAUGAUUUAUUGAUAGGCUUCCUAUCUUGAACAGCUGUAAAGUGAAUUUAAUCUUUUGGCUGAUCAGUGCAAGUAUAAAAGAUAUAUAACGAGAGACAUUAAAAACACAACAAGUGAGUAUUGAUUUGUUUAAUUUUUAAUGCCUCUUAGUAUAUAUAUAUUUAUCAUAUAUUGCUGCACAGCAUUCAUUUUCGACCUUUUUUCUAUAGAAUUGUCUUUCUGAGCAGAUAGAGUAGUUCUUGCUGUUAAAUUGUUUCACUUCUCUAAACUACCAAACAAUGGUAGUCUUUACUGCUUCUCUAAUGGUAGUAAUGAUUGCCAUUCCUGAUACUUAUCCCUGUCUGACAACAGAUUCCACCAGAAUGUAGCAAUGCCAAGUAUAGGAAUAUGUGUGAAUGAGGUACUGUACAUACACAGACAUACACCUGGCCAGUACGUCACAGAUAUCCAUUAGAUUCAGUUUUUAACCACAUAUUGCAUAUAUACCAUUUUGUUUUAAUUUUGCUUUGAUAAUUGUGAUUUUCAUAUUACCCUGCUUUAUAUUUGGAAAGUGUUGUUAAAACACCUGGAAAUCUGACUGGAAUUCUACUAAGAAAGGGAAACUGCUUUAGAAGCUUUAUUAAUACCAAGAGGAUGUAGAACGCUGGACACAACUUGCUGGCGUUUAAAUUCAGUCAUGAACUGACCUGGGUGACACCCUGUAGUAGGUGCAGUCAACUGAAAUAUUAUGGGAUGUGUGUGACAGAAGAAAAUCACAGUCAGCUUAAACAUAAUCUGGGAGAGAAGGAGGUCAGGGUGUGAAAAAGCAGAUGUGCUCACCUGUGUGUUGUGAGACAGGAACUCUUGGGUAGGUGCUGCACUGACUGCUAAGACAUAUUGCAUUUCUUUAGAAGUUUAUUUAGUUCUCAUGUAGAUCAUUUGUUUAUACAGCAUCUCCUUCUUUAUAACAGAAACAUGACGUGAUUGUUCCAGUGCUUGUGAGGAGUGAACCCACACAGAGUCAGUUACACCUAAGUCACAUGCAUACAAUUAAAAUAACUCCAAGUAAACAAUUUCAGGUCAGAUAUGCAAUAAAUGAAAUUAGAUUAAAUUAGAGGGACAACAUACAAUAUACCUUAAGUAAUGGCUACAUCACUGCCAAAGAGAGCUAAGUACCUUGGCAUUUUUGCAUCGAUCUCAUUAAGUACCACUGAGAAACAAUGCAAAGAAAGGGCGCAUUAAUUGAACACACAGGGUUAUCUCUCAAAGCUUUACUGUCAUUAAGCCAUUACCCACAAAGACUUUUGUGGCACAGUAAAUGAAGUAGGUUGUGGGUUUCUCUUCACAAAGAUGUAUUCCCCCCUUUGUUAUGUUGCAUUAAGACUUUACAGCUGAUUGAAUUAAAAGUGGAGUAUGUGUAGACAAAAGUUACAGGUUUAUAUAUAAUGUUACAGAGCUUUAGAGGAUUUCUGGUCUUCCAAAAGAAAAAAGUUUCUGGUUUAAGAGUGAUAAAUGUCUUAAAAUGUGAAACCCUUUUUUUCCUGUGAUUUCCAUUUUGUGAUACAACUUUCAAAUCAAAAUAACAGUUUUUGCUGAAAAGAACUUCAUAAAUAUGUUAUAAACACUUCUAUUAUAGCUAUUUUACUCCCUCAUUUUAAUUGGUGUCUAACACACAUUCAUAGGCUUAUUGAUAUGCUCAUAAUUAGGGAUAACUGCAUAUAUCCAGCAGGCACUACGUGACGUCUGCAGUGACAAAUUACUCCCAUAUAAGACUUAAGACUAUUCUACUGCAGAGAGGUUUGUCAUUUUUUAACAGGACUGACUCUUACAGAAAGACUAUUAAACUUUGUGCUGGACAAUACAUUUUCAACUGUGUUGCUUCUAGCACCUGUAAGCAGACACUGGUGCCGUGCACAAAGUGGAAUCUGAAUCCAAAGAAUUGAUCUAUUUUUAAACAAAGAGAGAAAAUCUUUACUUACCUGAGAGAUUCCCAAAACCUACUGGAGAAAAAGUUCAGGAACAGCCUAGUCAGUGAGAAAUGGGUUUAAGGAGCUUUCAGGCAUAGCCUUUAUGCUGUGCAAAUCAGGCAGUAUGUUUUUCAUCACAAUAGUAUUUAAUCAUAGCAGUAUUGCAUAGUAAUAUUAAACCACAGUCCUGGAUACUACUUUUUCUAGCCCAUUGUAACAGAGUCCCAACAGAUGGUGUAGGGACAGAGGCAAAGCUUAUGUGGGGGAUGCAUUGGGUACUCAGCACAUAUCAUUGAUUCAAGGAUGAUUCAGGAUGAACUGGCUUCUGUUUUGAAUGCUUUGCCAGCAGUAGGGUCUCUUGACACAGUCCAUCAAAGGGAUACUGCAUAGAUUCCAAAAGUCAGACGUACUGAAGCGCUGGUUGCUGUGACAUGAGGCGAGCCCAUUCAUCAAUAAAAACAAAGUAACCAUAUCAGUGCUCCAUGUCACAAUGAGAAUGUGCCCUGAAGCAUCGUCUGUCUGAGGCCAGUUCUUAGCUCCAUUUUCAGCAUUCUCCGGGAGAAACUGUGCAGUACUAUACAGAUCUAUUUUAAUACACUUGACACUACGUUGAACAAAAUUCUUUUAUAUUCUUUUAUGAAUGAACAAAGAAAAAAGGUAAAAAAAACAUUUGAAAUACUAUGGUUAUUGUUUGCCAAUUAUGCAUUCUGACGUGGCUUGCAAUGUUCAAUGUAUUUUUUGCCAUGAAAUGAAAAGUAGUGGAGGAGAAAGACAUGGAAUUAGAUGACACUGAAAAUUUAGAUGAAAAUGUCUUGGGACUGUUAAAGUAGUUUUUUUUAUUUUUUAUUUUGUUUUUAACUAAAAAGGGGACUGUCCAGUGGAUAGUAUGUAUAGGAAAAAAAAAGUGUUUGUCUUACAUAUGCCAAUGUAGUUUUUCUUCUUUAUGAUGCAUUAAAAUUGAUUGAUGGAAGUUGGUGACUGGUUAAGAGUAGUCUUACUUUUUUGUACCAAGUUCUUUAAAAAAAUAAAAAAACGCCUUCGUUGGAA